AUUAAACUAUAACUGUCUUUGUUUUCAGGAAGGAAUGCAGAGAGAGGGUGCAUGGGCUUCUUUGUGUUGUGGUUUAAAGUUACAGCACAGCUUUUUUUCCCCAUUUUAACAAGUUUGAAAUCUCUGCUAUCUCUCUGACUGAGAAUAUUUUAGUUUGUCUGGUAGGUAGGAAAAUGAACUUAAAUUUGUUGGCAGGGCUUUUUUCAUGCAACUUAUCCAAGCGUGAUGAUAAUAAAGCUUUUUGGCUUUUGCAUGCUACUCUUUUGCCAUCUAUUUAAAUGCAUUCACUGUAAACAGUUUCAUUGAAGGAAACUACUGCUUUGUGCACCCAAUCUGCCUUUUUUAAAGUGAACUUUAACCUAUUACUUCUGAAGUGCUGAGAGGUUCAAAUCUGUCUUCUGGAAAUGAAUACCGCUCAACCGUGGCACAUCUGAUUGGAUGAAAGUUUUUUUCUGGGUCACACACAGCCAAUGAAAAACGUUUACGUGUCUGACUGUAGAUGAGUGAUGAGUAAAGAGUAUAGAAACGUAAUAUGAAAUGUUUGAAGGUUGAAAAGUGGGAAGUAAAGAUAGGAUAGAGAAUUUAGAAAUCAGACUUUGUAGAAAGAAUUUGUCUCCGUCAGAGCCUGAAUAAUGUUGUGCUGUCUGCUCUGUGUAGUUUAUUACAUAGCUACACCUCUUGUCUUUCAGAAUGAAAAUCGCAGACAUGAAAACAUCUCAAGGUAUCCGAGUAUGAUGCAAAGUGAUUUCUGCAUUGUCACAAAUAUAUGAAUACAAAGAUGCAGACAUCAUAUCCUGAAUCACAUUCAGAAAGGAGAAAAGACACCAGAGACGUGUUAAGAGAUGGAGCUGGCUGUAACUGCUUUUGGAGACAGACAGGAUGUGGGUGACUAAAGUUGCAGCUCUUUGUCUGCUGGCCCUCGUGGCCUCUGCGGAGGACAAGAAGCUGAGUAGCCAUGCCACCACGCUGGCUGACAACAGCGCCAACCUGGCUUUCAGCCUCUACCACAACAUGGCAAAGGAGAAAGACACAGAGAACAUCCUCAUCUCUCCUGUGGUGGUGGCCUCCUCCCUGGGAAUGGUGGCUCUUGGUGGCAAGGCAUCCACUGCCUCCCAGGUCAAAACCGUCCUGAGUGCUGACAAACUAAAGGAUGAGCAUCUGCAUGCAGGCCUCUCUGAGCUUCUCUCUGAGGUGAGCGAUGCCAAAAAACGCAACACUACCUGGAUGAUCAACAACCGCCUCUAUGGCCCCAGCUCCGUCUCCUUCGCUGAUGACUUUGUGAAGACCAGCAAGAAGCACUACAACUAUGACCACUCCAAAAUAAACUUCAGGGACAAGAGGAGUGCGGUAAACUCCAUCAACGAGUGGGCAGCCAAGUCAACAGGUGGAAAGCUGCCUGAGAUCACCAAGGAUGUGCAGAACGCAGAUGGAGCCAUGAUUGUCAACGCCAUGUUCUUCAAGCCUCACUGGGAUGAGAAGUUCCAUGAAAAAAUGGUGGACAACCGUGGUUUCCUUGUUAGUCGCUCAUUCACUGUUGGAGUUCCCAUGAUGCAUCGCACAGGUCUGUAUGACUUCUAUGAGGACACAGAGAACCGUAUCUUUGUGCUGAAUAUGCCCCUGGGCCAGAAACAGGCCUCCAUGAUACUCAUCAUGCCCUACCACCUGGAGCCCCUGGAACGCCUGGAGAAACUCCUGACCAGGAAGCAGGUGGACACUUGGCUCAGCAAGAUGGAGAACAAGGCCGUGGCCAUCUCCCUCCCCAAAAUCUCUGUGGAAGUCAGCCACAACCUGCAGAAACACCUGGCUGAGCUGGGCCUGACUGAAGCUGUGGACAAAGCCAAGGCUGACCUGUCCAACAUCUCCGGAAAGAAGGACCUCUACCUGUCUAACGUCUUCCAUGCGUCAGCCCUGGAACUGAACAUUGAAGGAAACCCAUAUGACACCAGCAUCUUCGGCUCUGAGAAAUUGAGGAACCCCAAACUCUUCUAUGUAGAUCACCCCUUCAUCUUCCUGGUGAAGGACAAUAAGACCAACUCUAUCAUGUACAUUGGCAGAGUCGUUAGACCCAAAGGAGAUAAGAUGCGUGAUGAGCUAUAAUUUUAAUGUUAUGAGCUCUGGUGGUUAGCUUUGUUAUUUGUGAAAUUAUGGCAGGAAACUGUGUGUGUGAGUUCCUUUUUUUUUUUUUUUAGGUAAGAUUGUUACCUCAAGAGCACAUUCCAAUAGACAACCUGUGUACUGAAUAUCUGAGCUAACUGUUUUUAGACACACUAAAUCUUAGAUUGAAUAACCCCCUUGGAUUUAAUAACACGAACAUGCGGCUCACUUGAGAUUUCCAUAAACAAAACAUGCUUAUAUUAAGUAUGAUCUCAUUUUCUUACAUCCUGUUUUUGCCUGUAUCGGUCAGCCUUUGGUCCAUGUGUGCUUUUUUGCAAUAUCUUUAAUGUUUAAAGAAAAAAAAAAGAUCCUUGCACAAGCUUGUUUGACAGUUCUGUCUCAUUCCUUCCCUCCAUGUGCUCAGUUUUUUUAUACCUUGCCCGUCUGCACUGAAUUGUUCCUCUGCAGUGAGCUGAGCUUGCAGUGGAAAGGGGGGCAAACAUCUGGUAUCAUACUGUGUCAUUUUGUUGCUCUAGGUAUUUUCCACAAAGAGGCUGUUGGAAUUGUGUGAUUAUGAAAUAAGGUGUUCAUUUUUCCAAUAAAAAUAAAGAAAAAGAUCAUUGUG
Thunnus maccoyii (southern bluefin tuna) is the source of this 2719-nucleotide messenger RNA. It is a transcript of the gene serpinh1b, whose product is annotated as serpin peptidase inhibitor, clade H (heat shock protein 47), member 1b. Bases 880 to 2097 code for a protein of 405 amino acids. Gene Ontology annotation, molecular function: serine-type endopeptidase inhibitor activity. Lineage: Eukaryota; Metazoa; Chordata; Actinopteri; Scombriformes; Scombridae. The transcript has 7 exons. Gene Ontology annotation, cellular component: endoplasmic reticulum. The record is from RefSeq and is a predicted model, not a curated record. Gene Ontology annotation, biological process: collagen fibril organization; negative regulation of endopeptidase activity.